Messenger RNA from Peronospora matthiolae, 216 nucleotides. The record is from the annotation of a GenBank genome assembly. Lineage: Eukaryota; Oomycota; Peronosporomycetes; Peronosporales; Peronosporaceae.
AUGGCGUUUCUGCGCGAUUCGUUUGCCAUGCGAGCGUUUUUGAGUGUCGCCCCGUGUGCGAUUCGAGAUCGGGGAUCGUCCUACGUCUCGCUUUGUGAAUAUGGCGUGCCGACGUUGAACCCGGAGGAAGAGCAGCGAGAGCGGAAGCGACGGGCACAAGAGUAUCGUCGCAAUAGCACUGCUAGUAACCAGUCGACACGUAUUGUCGAGUAUUAA